AAUCAAUAUGGCUGAAACUACUACUAAGCAGAAGAGAAACUUCAAGACCUUCUCGUUCAAGGGUGUCGACUUGAAAGACUUGGUUGAAAUGCCAACUGAAGAAUUCACCAAGUUGUGUGGUGCCAGAGUAAGAAGAAGAUUCUCCAGAGGUUUGGACGCCAAGCCAAUGGGUUUGAUCAAGAAGUUGAGAGUUGCCAGAGCUGCCACUCAACCAAACGAAAAGCCAGCUGUCGUCAAGACCCACUUAAGAAACAUGAUUGUUGUUCCAGAAAUGAUUGGUUCCGUCGUUGGUGUUUACAACGGUAAGGUCUUCAACACCGUUGAAAUCAGACCAGAAAUGGUUGGUCACUACUUGGGUGAAUUCUCCAUCACCUACACCCCAGUCAGACACGGUAGAGCUGGUAACGCUUCUGCUAGAUUCAUCCCAUUGAGAUAAGUUUGUUAAAACUGGUUUACGCCCAUAAUUUUUUCAUCUUAUUAUAAGUUCAUACACUAUAGUUUUGUACAUUUAUCGAUAAUGGUUUAAUCAAUAUAUAUCAAAAG
Messenger RNA from Scheffersomyces stipitis CBS 6054, 543 nucleotides. RefSeq names its product 40S ribosomal protein uS19 (gene RPS15). The record is from RefSeq and is a predicted model, not a curated record. Gene Ontology annotation, cellular component: ribosome; cytosolic small ribosomal subunit. Lineage: Eukaryota; Fungi; Ascomycota; Pichiomycetes; Serinales; Debaryomycetaceae. The transcript is spliced from 2 exons. Gene Ontology annotation, molecular function: structural constituent of ribosome; RNA binding. Bases 8 to 436 code for a protein of 142 amino acids. Gene Ontology annotation, biological process: ribosomal small subunit assembly; translation.